This is a messenger RNA of Aspergillus glaucus CBS 516.65, 2937 nucleotides long. Its product is annotated as tetratricopeptide repeat protein. The record is from RefSeq and is a predicted model, not a curated record. NCBI's taxonomy places the organism in Eukaryota, Fungi, Ascomycota, Eurotiomycetes, Eurotiales, Aspergillaceae. Gene Ontology annotation, molecular function: protein binding. Bases 1 to 2937 code for a protein of 978 amino acids. The transcript has a single exon.
AUGGCUGAGACGACUUCAUUCCCAGCAUCGUUGAACACCCUGUUCGACGAUGCAUCGCUCAAGGGCCAGUAUGAGCCCGUCCGCUUGGUCGAUGCAGAGGUGGUCCCGAUCCUCGAACUGCCGCUUGCAAAAGAGGUGUUUGGCCAGACUCCCUCUGAUGAGGAUGCCAUCAAGAAGGUAUCCAGCGGUGAAACGUCCUACACUACUUUCAUGACCGAGAAGACAAAGUCCGUUGCCCAGUCGCAAACAGGGGAGAAACGCUCGCAAUUACUGCAUAUCGGCCUCGCGGCUCUCUUUUCCUUUUUGCAGUCCAACGUCACGGGACCUGCAUUGAAAUUCAAACCGGCAGAUGUUAUCCUUCCGUCAGCUCUGCGGUCUGAAGUGGCUACUCUCCGUGGUGUUCGGGACCAGAUCAUCCGUGGGCUUACCGUGGAUGGAGAGGCAGCGUACAAGCUGACUCCCAACGUGGAGCUGUUUGCUGUUGCUAAGGCCAUAUUGGAUGCUGACGUCUUGGUGACUGAUGGCCCCGUCGUCGCAAGGACUGCUCGGAUGCGUGUCAACUUCCUGCACCAGAAGAUGCUUUCGGAAGUUACCAGUACAUUGCAGGAUGUUAUCUACCAGGAUCUGGAUGAGCUGUCGAAGGUGCUGCUUGGUGGGGGUUCCACGUCUACCCCGCAAGAGAAGGGCCGCUUCUUGCUCGAGAGGGCUACAAUUCAUACUCACCAUGGAUUCGACGCUAAGGCCCGUGCGGACCUUGAGCGUGCUGCUGCAGAGAGACAUUUCGAGUUCGCGUUGACUGGACGGAUGGGAAAGAGGACCAAGUUCCAGGACCGUGACAUCAGUCAGCUGGUGAUUCUGGCUAAGAGUGCAGACGACAACACAACUACAGAGAGCGCUGCCCCGGAGUCUGAAAAGAAGGAUGACUCGCAACCUGCUGGUCCGAAGAACCUUGACUUGAACGACGAUACCCUUCUGGAGUCUAUUUCUUUCACCAAGGAGCCAGAAUCUCAGGAGGAGAAGUCGAUGACAGUUCAGGAUGAAUCCGGUCUUUCUCCUACGCUGGCCUCGAUUGAUGCUGGCGACCAGCCGAUUCUCGACGCCGUCGACUCUUCCAUUCUGCUUGCACUGGUGUCAGCAAUUACAAACACUACGCCUGAGAACGGUCUGACCCGCGAGGAAACCCAACCCUACGCCACCCGUGUCCUUGAGGGUGGCAGCUCGAACUGGCAAGUGUAUACGCAGGCAUUGUUGCUCCGCAGUCGGAUCGAGGGUUACCGGACACGAACAGUUGAGAGAGCCGUCCUGCAGAUGCAAGCUCUUGUGGAUCAGGUCAUUGCAGACACCGCUAGCCUCAACGCACAAACUGGAGAAGAAUCUACCGAGGAACCCUCAACAUUCCUUCCCAGACCCGAAAAGUCCGAAUCGGCAUCCGCUGCUGAACGACUCGAGUACAUCUGGCUCUUGAGCUUCUCGACAAGAUGGGAUCUCGAAGCUGAACUUGCCAAGCGCUGGGUUGACCUUGGAGGCUUGCGAACCGCACUUGAAAUCUACGAACGCCUUCAAAUGUGGGCCGAGGCUGCCCUUUGCUACGCCGCUACAGAGAGAGAAGAAAAGGCCAGGCAGAUGAUUCGCGGACAGCUUUACGAACCCACCAAUAAAGAUGAACCAGCAGGCGACAACGAGACAUUCGAGGGCCCAGAAUUGUCUCCCCUCCCCGCAAACGCACCCCGCUUGUUCUGUAUCCUGGGUGACAUCGACACGGACCCAGCCAUGUACGAGCGCUCGUGGGAGGUCUCUGGUCAACGCUACGCCCGUGCCCAGCGUUCUCUGGCCCGUCACUAUCUCACCAUGAAGCCGCCGGCGCUGGAGAAGGCAGAAGAGGCGUACCGCAAGAGUCUUCACAUCAACCGCAUCAACCAUGGCGCAUGGUUCGCCCUGGGCUGUGUCCAGCUGGAGCUUAAACGCUGGGAAGACGCCGUUGACUCGUUCGCCCGCACCGUUCAGCUCGAAGAAAGCGACGCAGAGGCAUGGAGUAACCUGGCAGCAGCCAUCCUCCGAACCUCCAAGCCCGCCGACGACACAUCCGAGGACCCCGUCGCAAACCCACCAGCAGAAGCUAAUGCUGACGCCGACGCCGAUUACGAAACCACGCCCGCACCAGCGCCCCAAGACCCCUUCAGGCGCAAGCGCGAAGCCCUCACGGCCCUCCAACGCGCCGCCCAACUCAAGCACGAAGACCCCCGCAUCUGGGACAACGUCCUCACCGUCGCAGCAUCGAUCCCACCACCUUACACGCCGUUCCGCGACGUCAUCAAUGCCCAACGCCGGCUCAUUGAGUUCCUCGGCCCCAAGAAGGGCGAGAAGAGCAUCGACCAUCCUAUCCUGGGCAUGCUCGUCGACCACCUCGCCACGGUCUAUGACUACGAAGACCUCCUCAUUAACGUGGACGAGCAGGAUCCUAAUUCCGAACGCGUCAUUCGCAGCGGUACUAUCCCCGGACAGAUCCUCUCGCUGAUCGACAAUUCCGUUGUCCCGCUUAUCACGCACUCCCCCUCGCUGUGGCUCCUCGUUGCUCGCGUCGAACACUUCCGCAACCAACCCAGCAAAGCCUUCGAAGCGCACGAGAAAGCAUGGCGCGCGACCGUCGCCUCCUCCGCGCAGGGCGCGUUCCAAAUGGGCGAUGAGAAGAAGUGGUUGGAUGUCGUUAGGGCGACUGAACGCCUGGUGCGCGAUGGUUACGCCAAGUACGGACCUAUGGAUAAGGAAGGACAGGCUGAGAAUGAGGAUGGGGAGAGCGAGAUGGUCGCGAAGGAUUGGCGGUUUAAGUCCAGGAGUGCUGUUAGGGGAAUCCUGGGCAAGGGGAAGGAUUUCUGGGAGGAUAGUGAGGGGUGGAGUCGGUUGAAGGAGUUGCAGAGUGAGGUUGGGACUGGUUCGUAA